AUGGAGGUCGACUCCGACGACGACACGUGGCGAUUGAACUUGAACGAUGCGUGGACGUCGGACAGCGAAGGCGAGGUGCGCGCGAAACCGUCCACGAGCGCGGCAAAAUUCGCUCGAGCCGAACUUGACGCGGUGAACGUGGAUAUCGACGCGGCACCGGCGACCACGACGGCGCCGCGCGGAGACGUCAACGCGUCGAAAUACGCGUUGACGCUGCCGAAUGAGCUCGGUGUGUUGACGGUAGCGCAAAUUCACAAGUGCGAGCUCGGAACGGUGGUUUGGAACGCGGCGCUGAUUCUGUGCGACUGGUUGAGAGCGAACGCGGGGACGCUGCGAGGCCGCACUAUUUUGGAAGUCGGCGCGGGUUGCGGAGCGUGUGGGUUUUACGCCGCGGCGUGCGGCGCGGAUUGCAUCAUCGCCGACUGCGGUCCGCAAACAAUGCUUAACUUAGAAAAGACGCUCGCGUGUUACGAGAAUUUAGUCGCGAAGCGACCAGGUGGUGGAUCGUUUGCGGGAAACGUCAAAAUUCGGCGUCACUUGUGGGAGGAGGAUUUUGAAAUCCUUGAGGCUCGACGACUCGGAGAGAUUCCUGGGCGCGUCAGACAUUGGUCGAACGUGGGAGUUUUUGAGAACGAGGGCGCUGGCUUCGCGGCGCCAAUGGCGCCAACGGAUGUCUUCGACAUCGUCAUCGGCUCCGACUUGUUGUACUUUUCAAGCCAGGAAGAGAGCUUGCUCGCGGCACUUCGUUUGCGUCUAAAGCCAGGAAGAGUGUGUUACAUCGUUCAAACGUUGCGCACGAAUAACGCCGAAGUCUUCGCACGAUUCGUUCUCGCAGCGCGCAGAUACUUUGUCGUGGACAUUGUAUCCGCGUCGCUUCCUAAUGCGAAUGUUUUUUUGCGAGCCAAGGAGACGCCGCACGCCCUGUUAGACGACCCGUAUAGAUUAUUGACGCUCCGACCGCUGUAG
Messenger RNA from Ostreococcus lucimarinus CCE9901, 966 nucleotides. RefSeq lists its product with no specific name. Lineage: Eukaryota; Viridiplantae; Chlorophyta; Mamiellophyceae; Mamiellales; Bathycoccaceae. The transcript has a single exon. The record is from RefSeq and is a predicted model, not a curated record. The coding region runs from base 1 to 966 and encodes 321 amino acids.